AUGGAGAAUUGCAAGAACCUCUGGAACCACCUGGACCAACUAGUCCGGGAAGGGAAGCUGAAGCACCUUCUGCAUCAUUCUAGUGGUCAUCAAGGCCAUCAAGAGGCUAGGAGGGAUGCUGCCCUAAGGCCACCCACAGGAAUGAUCAACGUAAUCGUGGCCGCGCCAGGGAGAACAGGCACACGCCCUGCACGAGUGUUAUCAGUGGCUCAACUGCCUGCCGAGGAGUCCCAGCUAGAGCCGAAGAGAGCCAGGAUGAACUUUUGUCCCGUCUUUAGUUUUUCAGAGAAGGACAAGGUCAGGACCAUCCAGCCCCAUGACGAUGCGUUGCUGAUCACCCUCAGAAUCGGGGAUUACAAUGUGAAAAGAGUGAUGGUGGAUGGCGGCAAUGCGGCCGAGGUUAUGUACCCCGACCUCUACAAGGGGCUGGGGUUGAAACCAAAAGAUUUGAUGCCCUACAACUCCCCUCUGAUGAGCUUCGAUGGGAAGCUUGUCAUCCCAAUGGGCAUGAUUAGGCUGCCUAUUCAGACCGGCCUAGAGAUAGUGCAGGUCAACUUCAUCGUGGUGGACACCUACUCCCCCUAUACCGCCAUCGUCGGUAGGCCUUGA
This is a messenger RNA of Quercus lobata, 609 nucleotides long. RefSeq lists its product as uncharacterized. The transcript has a single exon. NCBI's taxonomy places the organism in Eukaryota, Viridiplantae, Streptophyta, Magnoliopsida, Fagales, Fagaceae. The record is from RefSeq and is a predicted model, not a curated record. The coding region runs from base 1 to 609 and encodes 202 amino acids.